AGUACCUUCUUGUUUGAGAAAAGAAAAAGAAAGCAAUUAAAAGUUGUUUUGUUUGUUCGGUGAGAAAAAUGGGUCCUCUUGUGAUUUCUUCAAGGUUUCUUUGGUAUUUUUGCUUUGUUCUAAGUGCAGUUAGAGUAGUCCACGUACAAGCUAAUAACGGUUGGCUUAACGCUCAUGCAACGUUCUAUGGGGCCAAUCAAAAUCCCACCACCCUUGGGGGAGCAUGUGGCUACGAUGACACCUUUCAUGCUGGGUUUGGUGUGAACACCGCAGCAGUCAGCACCAUGCUAUUCAGAGACGGGGAGGUUUGUGGUGCAUGCUACCAGGUGAUGUGUGACUAUAGGGCAGACCCAAAAUGGUGCCUUAUUAGUCGCGGGGUGACAGUAACCGCCACAAACUUUUGCCCUCCGAACAACCACGGAGGGUGGUGUGACCCCCCUUACCAUCACUUCGACAUGUCUAUGCCUGCUUUCUUUCGCAUUGCACGACAAGGCAAUGAAGGCAUUGUUCCUGUCCUUUAUAGAAGGGUGGCAUGCAAAAGAAGAGGGGGAGUGAGGUUCACAUUGAAGGGGCAAUCCAACUUCAACAUGGUGAUGAUAUCCAAUGUUGGUGGGAGUGGGGAUGUGAAGGUUGUGUGGAUCAGAGGAUCCAGAAGUGGGGCAUGGCUCCCAAUGCACAGGAACUGGGGAGCCAACUGGCAGAGCAGUGCAGAUCUCAGAAACCAAAGACUCUCGUUCAAGAUGACAUUGGUUGAUGGGAAGACACUAGUGUUCCUCAAUGUGGUGCCUUCCACUUGGAGGUUUGGACAGACUUUUUCAUCCAAGAGUCAGUUCUUUUAGCUCCUCCUUGUGGUGAUAAGAGAGACACCAUUACACAAAAUUAGUUAACAUGUCCACAAACAUGCUGUUUUUGAAAAGGCUGGAGUGGAGGAUAUACAUUAUCUCAAUUCUCACAUCAUACUUCAUACAGUUUCUUCUAUUUUUCUUUUGUUAAUUGAUAUUGUUUAAGGGAAUUCAAUAAUGCAGUCGUGCAAUGGUGCUCAGGAUUAUACUCUGCACGCGGCAGAGUCAAAUGUGUGGUUGUAAAAUUAAAAUGCUCCAAUUUUUGGGAGUAUUUAAGUGUUUGUUAUUUCAAUA
Messenger RNA from Glycine soja, 1136 nucleotides. Its product is annotated as expansin-A12-like. Gene Ontology annotation, biological process: plant-type cell wall organization. NCBI's taxonomy places the organism in Eukaryota, Viridiplantae, Streptophyta, Magnoliopsida, Fabales, Fabaceae. The record is from RefSeq and is a predicted model, not a curated record. The coding region runs from base 69 to 839 and encodes 256 amino acids. Gene Ontology annotation, cellular component: extracellular region. The transcript has 3 exons.